GUGUGUGCCAAGAGCUGCCUUUAGAACUUGCACAGAAUUUUCCACUAUUGUGUGGAAAUCUAUAAAAAGAACUGAAGGCCGUCAAUGGCCUGGAAAUGGGAUCUUAUGUUAACCUGUUAAGUUGUGCAUCAAUGUUUAAAAGUGGCCAUCAUGGAGGAGGAGGACGACAUCUGCACAAAGGAUUCAGUGAAUAUCUCCAAAGAUGAAGUCGACGGAAGUGGGAUCAGCCUGAAAAAAAGAAAAGGAGUCAAGGUCAGUGGGAAAUACUUGCCUCCCAUGGAGUGGGAAAAGGGGGGUUCUUUUCGUCAGAUAGGUCAGUUUGAUUCCUCUGUGGCAGCCAUGAGCCGCACUCCGAGAUCACCGUCAAACUACCAGCAGGAUGGCAGGCUGCGAGAAGAGAGCAGCGAUGACCAAGAGAAGCCAGGGUCUCCACCAUCACAAUGCCUUCAGGAGGACCACUGGAAUACAGAGCAGGAGGCCACAGGAGUGUCCGUUUCCGAGGCAAGAGUAUCCAGGCAGACCAUACAGGAACUAAAGAAUCUUUUAAGGGAAAGCUCCUUAUUACAAACACGUACCAAACCUGGCAUGACUGGCAUUUACCCGUGUGCCCAGACCCCUGCAAAAAGGUCACAGGAGGCUCCAGCCGUCUCUUUCAGCACUUUUAAGCCUUUUUCUGAGGAUCCCCAAAGCAGAAUGCAGGUGCAAAAAAUGGCAACUGCUGCUGUCCAGAUCAGACCUGGUGGUGAUCCAUGCAUUGUGACGGGCAAACCUGCAGGGGUCAACACAAAGCACUCAGAGAUGAAGCAAGAAGUUGUGCUUGGAGCUGGUGGGCCAGGACCAAGAACUGAUCAGGCUGACAACACCAAAGAUUCAGCAGUGGACAUGUCAGGAAUUCAGAACAUUUCCACCACCGAUCAGAUCAAACAGCAGAUUGCCAGAGAAGAAAUCAGCUUUGUGCGAUUUGAAGCCACAGACCUGCACGGAGUUUCAAGAUCCAAGACGAUUCCAGCCCGCUUCUUUCAGGACAAGGCCUUAUAUGGUGUCCCCAUGCCCAGAAGCUAUCUUGAGUUGACUCUGAGCCCAAAGGACAAUGAAGUAGAUCAUAUGAGUGCCACCAACUUCAAUAGUGACAUCCUUCUUGUUCCUGAUCUUGGCAGUUUCCGUAUUCUUCCUUGGGCAGUUAAAACAGCCCGUGUGCUGUGUGACGCUUACACCAUUACAGGGCACCCUCUACGUACCUCUCCUAGACAUGUCGCCAAGCAGAUGCUGAGCCAGCUGAGGGCUCACGGCUUCUCACUGCAUUCGUCCUUUACAUACGAGUGCUGCAUAUUUGGCGCUCCAGAAAAGAUCGAUGCCAAGAUGGUGUUUUUUCCAGCCGCCACGCUCCUGAGUGGCCAGGAUUUGCCCUUCCUUCAGCAGCUGAUCGAUGGCAUGUACUAUGUUGGUGCCGAUGUGGAUAGCUUUUCUUCUGCUAGCGGCCCUGGCCAAAUGGAGAUCUCUCUCCAGCCUGAGUUUGGCAUCGCUUCAGCAGACAGUGCUUUCACAUUCAGAACGGGCAUCAAGGAAGUAGUGAGGAAGCAUGGCUACCUCGCCAGCUUUUUCACCAAUAAUGGCUUUCACAAUGCAGCGGUGCUCUCCCACAGUGUGUGGGAUGUCAAUGGCAAGAGGAACCUUUUCCAGACUGGCACCGGAGAGCUGUCUGAGCUGAGCAAGAAGUGGCUGGCUGGCCUGUUAUACCACUCAGCGGCACUCAGCUGCCUGAUGGCACCCGGCGUUAGCUGCCGAAAGCAUAUUGCUCAAGAGGGCAAGGAGGCCAAGAAUUGUGUGUAUGCCACUUGGGGUGCCAAUGACAACAACUGUGCCUUCAAUGUCAAGUGCCAUGGAGGCAGAGGUGCCCAAAUCGACAACAAGCUGGGCUCUGCCACCGGCAACCCUUACCUCGCCCUGGCAGCCACAGUGGCAGCCGGCCUGGAUGGCAUCAAGCGAAGUCUCACUCUGGACACUGAUUCUGAAGGGCCUAUUAGCCCAUCUCAGUUAAGACACCAUGCCAUCCCCGUGAAGCUAGAAGACGCUUUGGUUGCACUGGCCGAAGACCACAUCAUCAGGGGCGCCUUGGGUGAUGCGUUUGUACAAUAUUUCAUUGCAAUGAAACGCUACGAGAUUGAAACCAAGGAGCUCGACGCAGAAAGGAACAAAGGCUUGGAGUACUUUAUUUGAGUGAAAAAACGUGGCGAGGAAAUGCAUUGGCAGACCGUCAUUCCCAAUGGAGGACCUGAAGCUGAUAUCACACUCUGUUAUUCAAGGGGUUCUUUACAAGGUUAAUGCAGGGUCCACCAAUGACAGCGUCUAGCUUAUUCUGGAUUGUAUGAGAGUAUGAAAUCUGAACCUGGUGGAUUUGGCAGGAAUUGUAGCCAAAUGGCUAUGAAAAUCCCCCUACAUAACUGACUGGGCUGGGUGGCACAGCAGUUAGCACUACUGCCUCAUGGAUCCUGAACUGUGGGCGCCUGGUCUGCUUGCUUGCGUGAAAUUUCCUCCGGUACUUCAUUUCUCCUUCCACAUCUCCAGAUAUGUGCUGGUUAAGUUAACAGGCCACCCUAAACAGAACGCUGUGUGGGUGUGAGUGCAUCUGGCAAUGGAUCGUUGCCCCAUUUAAGGUUGAUUCCAGUAUUGUGUAUAGGAUAGACCCUGAACUUUAUAAUCCUGAGCUGGAUUGAGCAUAUCUUGAAUGGUCCAUUUGCAGUGUUGCUUACCUUCUCAUGCUUGAAGUUACCAUGAUCGGCUCACCAUUAUUAUACUUUUUGCAGCAAAUUUGCUGGGUUUGCUGGUGGUCUUCUUUAACAAAUUUUUCCCUGAAAAUCUGUCAUGCGGCCGGUUUACGCAAACGUUUUUUUUUCUUCGCGUCCCAUGAUUCUUAGCGAGGCCAAU
Messenger RNA from Erpetoichthys calabaricus (reedfish), 2925 nucleotides. RefSeq names its product lengsin, lens protein with glutamine synthetase domain (gene lgsn). Gene Ontology annotation, molecular function: glutamine synthetase activity. Gene Ontology annotation, cellular component: cytoplasm; membrane. The transcript is spliced from 4 exons. The record is from RefSeq and is a predicted model, not a curated record. Bases 151 to 2217 code for a protein of 688 amino acids. Lineage: Eukaryota; Metazoa; Chordata; Cladistia; Polypteriformes; Polypteridae.